Messenger RNA from Prorocentrum cordatum, 579 nucleotides. The record is from the annotation of a GenBank genome assembly. Lineage: Eukaryota; Dinophyceae; Prorocentrales; Prorocentraceae.
AUGAGCUCCCGAGUUUCUCCUGAGCCGAAUUGGUCGCAGAAGGUUCGUUACAUACCAGCGAAUGUGAACGGCAAACAGGUAGUGGUCAGCCAGGGGGGAGACGCGUUUCUCGUUGACAACAUCGAGUUGAGGAGCGCAGGGAUGCCUGGAGUUCAGGGCCGGUUCAGCAAGGACUUGGAUGACAAGGAUCCAUCCGCAAUUGUGAUGUUCGGUUCCAAGUUGCAGGGCGAGCUCGAGGGCGAUUGGCUCAAGGCGGUGCUUCCGGACUUGGAUGACAAGGAUCCAUCCGCAGCUGUGACGUUCGGUUCCAAGCUGCAGGGCGAGCUCGAGGGCGACUGGCUCAAGGCGGUGCUUCCGGAGCCAGCAGCGGCCGCUUGGGUUCCCGCGGGGGUCCCCGCGAACAGCCACGUGGUGCACGAGAAGUACGUUGGCCCCAACACGAAAAUGUUUGGCCUCGGCGGCUGCCUCCUGUGCGGUUGCCUGGCCCUUCUCAUCUUUGCCUGCCCCGUGGACGAGCGGGACGUGUACGUGGCGCCGAACGGGGCCAAGUACACCCUGAACGGCGCCCGGAUCCAGUAG